Molecule: messenger RNA, 330 nt
Organism: Pipistrellus nathusii (Nathusius's pipistrelle)
Lineage: Eukaryota; Metazoa; Chordata; Mammalia; Chiroptera; Vespertilionidae
Source: the annotation of a GenBank genome assembly
AUGAAGCCUACUCCUUGCAGCCUUCUCAUCCCCAUCCUUUUCCUGCUGAUGAGCCCAGGGAGAACGGAGCAGUCCAUAGAUUCCAUUGUGAAUGAAAGGAUAAAGGAAGCUCUUCAAAGUUUGGAGUGCAAUCCACCUGCCUCAGCAAGCAUCUCAUGUAUCAGUGUCACCAACUCCGGCAAACUGUCCUCCUGCCCUGCAGGGACUUCUGUCACUGGCUGUUCUUGUGGUUACGGCUGUGGUUCCUGGGAUAUCCGAAAGGAAACCACGUGUCAUUGCCAGUGCAGUGUGGUCGACUGGACCACUGCCCGCUGCUGCCGGCUGGUCUGA